Molecule: messenger RNA, 1665 nt
Organism: Phaeoacremonium minimum UCRPA7
Lineage: Eukaryota; Fungi; Ascomycota; Sordariomycetes; Togniniales; Togniniaceae
Product: putative mfs quinate transporter protein
Exons: 3
Coding region: 1-1665 (554 amino acids)
Biological process (GO): carbohydrate transport; transmembrane transport
Cellular component (GO): membrane
Molecular function (GO): carbohydrate:proton symporter activity
Source: RefSeq, a predicted model, not a curated record
AUGCCGUCCGCCACGGUCAAGAUCUUGCAAAAGAUCGUUCACAAUGAUUCUAUGCACACUGAUCCCCCCGAGAUCUAUGGCUGGAGAGUCUACCUCCUGGCCGCCUCCGCCUGCUUUGGCGCCAUGUCCUUUGGCUGGGACUCUUCAGUCAUCGGAGGAGUUAUUGUGCUCCCCCCAUUCGUUCAGGAUUAUGGUCUAGGCGACCCUAAAUCGAAGGCUUCCGCCAACUUGUCUGCCAACAUUGUCUCGACUCUCCAGGCUGGUUGCUUCGUUGGUGCUCUCGCGGCUUCUCCACUGACAGACCGCUACGGGCGAAAGUGGUGCCUUGUCGGCGUUGCAAUGGUCAUUCUCGCUGGUAUCAUCAUGCAAUCCGCCGCAUCUGGCCAUCUGGCUGCCAUGUACGUCGGACGGUUCGUCUCGGGCCUCGGAGUAGGAGCCGCCAGUUCCAUCAACCCCCUUUACGUCUCCGAGAACGCACCGCGAGCCAUCCGUGGACUGCUGACCGGAAUGUACCAAUUGUUCAUCGUGACCGGAGGCAUGAUUGCCUUCUGGAUCAAUUACUCGGUUUCGAUUCACAUGUCCGGCAAGGUCAUGUACAUCUUCCCCCUUGCUAUCCAAGCCCUCCCUGCGCUGUUGCUUGCAGGAUGCAUGACGCUCUGCAACGAGUCGCCCCGUUGGUUGGCACGUCAGGAUCGAUGGGAGGAGGCCAAGAAUGUCCUCGCCCGCCUCCGCAACUUGUCAACGACUCAUCCCUACAUUGAGGAAGAGUUCCAGGAGAUCGUCGACCAGCUCGAGCACGAGCGCGAGCUCAUUGGUGAUGCCACUUUCUACAACUUGCAAAAGGAGAUGUGGACCAUCAAGGGUAACCGUAACCGCGCCCUCAUCAGCAUCGGCCUCAUGAUUUGCCAACAGAUGACGGGCACCAACGCGAUCAAUGUGUAUGCUCCGACCAUCUUCCAGAACCUAGGCAUCAGCAAGACGUCGUCCUCGCUGUUCAGCACGGGCGUCUACGGCAUUGUCAAGGUCGUGUCCUGUAUCUGCUUCUUGCUGUUCAUGGCGGACUCGUUUGGACGAAGGCGGUCCCUCCUUCUGUCCUCGAUUGCGCAGGGGCUGGCCAUGUUCUACAUUGGCUUGUAUGUCCGGAUCAAGCCCCCUAUCUCGGGAGACUCUGUGCCGCCUGCCGGUUAUGUUGCGCUGGUCUGCAUCUUCCUCUUCGCCGCAUUCUUCCAGUUUGGUUGGGGCCCUGCUUGCUGGAUCUACGCCAGUGAGAUCCCAACAGCCCGCCUGCGAUCCAUGAACGUCUCGUAUGCCGCAGCCACGCAAUGGCUAUUUAACUUUGUUGUGGCUCGUGCGGUGCCGACUAUGCUUGUCACAGUCGGAUCUCACGGCUAUGGAACGUAUCUCAUCUUUGGCAGCUUCUGCUUCUCCAUGUUCUUCUUUGUGUGGUUCCUGGUGCCGGAGACCAAGGGCAUGUCGCUCGAGGCCAUGGACAAGCUCUUUGGCGUGACGGAUGCGACUCCUCUGAAGUCGGUCGACGGCGGCCCGGAGGCCAUUGGCGACGAGAAGCAGUCGACCGUUCAAGUUGAGAGGCCGGUGCAGCCCGUCCCGAUCGGCAUGGGCCAGGCCACCACGGUCGAGGCGUCCAACCUGGGCCGGAUGACCUAG